AACGAGAAAUUUCCAAGUAUAAAUAUAGGCCACUUAUCACUUCUUCGAAAACCCUAGAGUUUGAGAAAGGCGGAAACCCUACUUCAGCAAUCGGAGCUUUUCCCGGCCUUUGCUCACUUAAUUCAACAGCCAUGGCCACUGCUAGGACCGUCAAGGACGUCUCUCCUCACGAGUUUGUUAAGGCCUAUGCCGCUCAUCUCAAGCGAUCCGGAAAGGUUGAACUUCCACCAUGGGCGGAUAUUGUCAAAACUGCAAGAUUCAAGGAGCUUGCUCCAUAUGAUGCAGAUUGGUACUACGUGAGAGCUGCAUCCAUGGCAAGGAAGAUCUACUUGAGAGGAGGUCUUGGUGUUGGAGCAUUCAAGCGGAUUUACGGUGGAAGCAAGAGGAACGGAAGUCGCCCUCCACACUUCUGUGAAAGCAGUGGAGCCAUCGCCCGCCACAUUCUACAACAAUUGCAGGAGAUGAACAUUGUUGAUGUGGACCCAAAGGGUGGAAGGAGAAUUACUUCAAGUGGUCGACGAGACCUCGAUCAAGUUGCUGGCCGGAUUGUUGUUGCCCCAUGAUUAAUCAAUUACCUCUAUUGUUAAAUUAGAGACUUAUGUUUUGCUGAUGAGAAACAAUUUUCUUAUGCGUCAUUAAAAUUUUGGAUUUAGCUGUUGAAAGAUUUUCCAGAUGAAGAUGCUUACUCUUGUUUUUUCA
Cucumis melo (muskmelon) is the source of this 699-nucleotide messenger RNA. Its product is annotated as 40S ribosomal protein S19-3-like. The transcript has 4 exons. The coding region runs from base 132 to 563 and encodes 143 amino acids. The record is from RefSeq and is a predicted model, not a curated record. Gene Ontology annotation, molecular function: structural constituent of ribosome; RNA binding. Gene Ontology annotation, cellular component: cytosolic small ribosomal subunit; ribosome. NCBI's taxonomy places the organism in Eukaryota, Viridiplantae, Streptophyta, Magnoliopsida, Cucurbitales, Cucurbitaceae. Gene Ontology annotation, biological process: translation; ribosomal small subunit assembly.